AUGUCGUCGCGAUUCUUCUACCGUGGUGGUAGCGACAGCGAGUCUAGCUCCUCCGAUGAGGAGGAGGAUGUCUACGAGCGAUCCGAGGAGGAGGAGAGCAGCGAGGAGGAGUCCAGCGAAGAUGAAUCCGGCAGCGAGUCCGGCAGCGAGUCCGGUGAGGAGGGCGACACCAAGGGUGGUGCCAACGCUUUCUUGAGGGAUAUGUCCGACAGCGAUGAGAGUGAAGACGAGGAAAAGGUCACAGUCGUCAAGAGUGCCAAGGACAAGCGACUGGAGGGUCUCGAGAACACCAUCCGAUUGAUCGAGAACGCGCAGAAGAUCAAUGACUGGGCCGUCAUCUCUACUGAGUUCGACAGCCUGAACCGCCAGAUCGUCAAGGUCGCCCAGUCUGGUCCUACCCCCAAGAUCUACGUCAAGGCCGUCGCCGACCUCGAGGAUUUCGUCAACGAGACCGUGACCAAGCAGAAGUCCGCCAACAAGAAGAUGAACGCCAGCAACCAGAAGGGAUUCAAUGCCGUCAAGCAGCGUAUCAAGAAGAACAACAAGGACUAUGCCGAUCAGAUCGAGAAGUACCGUGCCGCUAAGGAUACCUACAUGGAGAGCGAGGAGGAAGCCGAGAAGCCGAAGCCCGCCCCUGCUCCUAAGCCCACCAAGGUCGAGAAGAUCAACAACUUCGCCAACGCCCUCGUCCCUACCGCCGUCGGUGAUGACGAUGGCUUCGCGACCGUCGGCCGCGGCGGCAAGACCCUGCAGUACACCCCCGAGAGCAUUCUCAAGCACUUGCGGGUUAUUGUCGAGUCCCGAGGAAAGAAGAACACCGACCGUCUUGAGCAGAUCCGGACCAUGGAGAAGCUCCUGGAGGUUUCCACCACUCCUUACCAGCGCAUCCGCACAUACCUGACCCUUAUCUCGACCCGUUUCGACCUUACCUCGGCCUCUGCCAACUACAUGAGCCCUGAGCAGUGGAAGGCGGCCGAUAAGGAGUUCGGUGUUCUCCUGUCCGUUCUGGAGACCCACCGCAACUUCGUUGUCACCGAGGGUGCUGACGAGUGGGAGGAUGAUGAGAAGCAGCCCCAGGUUGCUGAGGGCGAGACUUUCCAUAUCCCCGGCAGCAUUGUCUCCUACAUCGAGCGUCUGGAUGACGAGCUCACCCGCUCGCUGCAGCAGAUCGACCCCCACACUGCUGAGUACAUUGAGCGUCUGAGCGACGAGCAGCAGCUGUACAACAACAUUGCUCGCACUCAAAUGUACGUUGAGAGCCUCAUCACUGCGGAGAAGAACGACACACGACAAGAUAGCGUCAACCGGGUGAUUAUUCGCCGCUUGGAGCACGUCUACUUCAAGCCCUCCCAAGUGGUUUCCAUCCUCGAGGAUGCCACCUGGAAGUCCCUCCCCGACACCCUCAACUCUGCUGUCACUCCCCGCGCCCAGGCUGGCGAUGUCUCCUCCCUCAUCCAAACCCUCUGCAACUACCUGUUCCAGCACAGCGACGGCAUCAUCCGUGCCCGCUCCAUGCUGUGUCAGAUUUACUUCCUUGCCCUGCACGAUCAAUACUACCGCUCUCGUGACCUGAUGCUCAUGUCCCAUCUGUCCGAGAACAUCUCCAACUUCGACGUCAGCACUCAGAUCCUCUUCAACCGCACCCUUGUCCAGAUCGGCCUGUGCGCUUUCCGCGCCGGUCUCAUCUACGAGGCCCAGACCACCCUCGGCGACAUCUGCGGUAGUGGCCGCCAAAAGGAGCUCCUUGCCCAGGGUAUCAUCAUGCAGCGCUACUCCACCGUCUCCCCCGAGCAGGAGCGUCUGGAGCGCCAGCGCCAACUGCCCUUCCACAUGCACAUCAAUCUGGAGUUGCUGGAGUGCAUCUACCUGACCUCCAGCAUGUUCCUCGAGGUGCCCCUGAUGGCCCAGACCUCCUCCGCCCCCGAGAUCCGCCGCCGCAUGAUUUCCAAGACCUUCCGCCGCAUGCUCGACUACAACGAGCGCCAGUUCCUCGCCGCCGGCGACUGGAAGAAGGCCGCCUCGAUGCUCGCCUCAAUCAAGAUCUGGGAUUUGAUGCCGCAGCCCGAGAAGGUCAAGGAGAUGCUGUCCGCGCAGACGCAGGAGGAAGGUCUGCGCACCUACCUCUUCACCUACGCCCCCUUCUACGACAGCCUGUCCAUCUCCUCGCUGGCCGAUAUGUUCGAGCUGCCCGCCAAGAAGAUCGCCGCUAUCAUCAGCCGCAUGAUCUCGCACGAGGAGCUCGGCGCUGCCCUGGACCAGGUCAACGACGCCGUAGUCUUCCGCAAGGGCGUCGAGCUUUCCCGUCUCCAGUCCCAGAUCGUCACCCUCGCCGACAAAUCCAUGGGCCUCCUCGAGUCCAACGAGAAGACCCUCGAGCAACGCACCCAGGGUAUGGCCAAUGCCUUCCAGCGCGAGCAGGGCCCCGGUGCCCGUGGUGGUCGCGGCGGUGGUCGCGGAGGUCGUGGCGGCGCUGGUCCCCGUCUGCCUGGUGGUCAGCAGGGUCGGAGACCUGGUGGUCAGCAGUUCGGUGGUGGUGCAUUGGGUGGUGCGAUCAAGGCUUAA
This is a messenger RNA of Penicillium argentinense, 2562 nucleotides long. RefSeq names its product translation initiation factor eIF3 core subunit c (gene nip1). The transcript is spliced from 3 exons. Bases 1 to 2562 code for a protein of 853 amino acids. The record is from RefSeq and is a predicted model, not a curated record. Gene Ontology annotation, biological process: translational initiation. NCBI's taxonomy places the organism in Eukaryota, Fungi, Ascomycota, Eurotiomycetes, Eurotiales, Aspergillaceae. Gene Ontology annotation, molecular function: translation initiation factor binding; RNA binding; translation initiation factor activity. Gene Ontology annotation, cellular component: eukaryotic translation initiation factor 3 complex.